GGCCAUGCUUUCAAGAACAAAAUUUCAUUUUUAGAGGUUCGGGAAUCUGUGCUUCUAACCCACUCUUCUUCUCGAAUCCAAACCCAAUUUUAUGCUGUAAGUGUGUUAUAAUAACUUUAUUUUAUGCUAAAAUACAUCAUAAUUUUUUUUAAUUUUUUGAUUUUUUUUUCUCACAGGCAGCUGGGAUUAAGGUAAGCUGCUGUUGUUAAAUAAUUUCGGAUAUAUAUGAAAUUUUCUUAUCUCAAACUAUGAACUUCUCAUUCAUCUUGAUCACAUAGGAUCAUAGGCUUAUUGAUUAAACUAAGACUCUCUAGCUAGUAUUUUGUAUGAUUCCUUUCCUCUCAAACUGUUUAAACUUAGUUUUAAAAUCCAAAAAUGAAACAAUAUCUAAAAUUUACUGUGAUGUAUUAGUAAUUAUAUAGCUUAAUACUGUGUAGAGAUCAAAUGUGGCCUCGAAGUCCCACUGAUCUUUUCGGUUGAUUAAUUAUCAAUACAACUUUGCUAAAAAAUAACAAUGCAUGCCAGAGCGUUGUUUUCAUGGGGAGCAGCAAUGGAGAAAUAGAACUUGGCUUUUCACAGGUAGAAAUGGUAGAGGAGAUGAAACAAACAAAUCAAAUACUAUUUCCUGCUUGGGAAGAAGUUUCAUCAAUAAUAAUGGCUUCUUCUUCUGAUCAACUUCCGCCCAAUAUUAUUCCAUCUUCCCUUUCUCCCAAAUCUCCAUCCAUUGAAGAAACCCCAGAAAUCCCUUCAUUACUGUUUUACAACGAUCUUUCUACGAUACCAUUGCUUCCGCUACCACCGGACCGUUCGUCGUUGUCGGGAGGUUCGAGAGAAAGUGCUUUUGAGGAAUAUAAUGUGAAGAAGGCGGCGGUGGAAGGGGCGGAGGAGAAUCAGAAAAGGGAAAGUUUGAUGAAAAAAGGGUUAGUGUUUUAUAGAAAGUUAAAGAAAAUGAGGAUUGGAGAGAGAAUAAUAAUAGAGGCGGCCAAGCGGCCAGCGUCGGCUCAACUGAUUCAUAUGAUAGCGGAGAGGAGAAGGAGAGAAAAACUCAAUGAAAGCUUUCUUGCUUUGAGAUCUAUUCUUCCACCUCAAACUAAGAAAGAUAAAGCAUCAGUAUUGGCAACAGCAAGAGAAUACUUAACCAAAUUGAAAGCACAAGUAUCAGAACUUAGCCAUAGAAACCACAUUCUUCUACAAGCUCAAGAUCCUCAUAUUAGAACAGUACACCACCAACCAACCACUCCCACUUCAUCCCUUAACCAACAGUUUACCGUUAACGUUUCCUACGAGCCACCGCCACCAGGAUCAACAGACGAGACGAUCGUCGUAGAUUUGGAAAUAAUCAUAAGAGGCGAUAGUAGUCAGUUAAUGACGGAUACCGCAAUUCGCAUUCUUCAAUUCUUGAAGUCUAUUGUUAACGCAAGAGUAGUUUUGUCAUUUCAUGCUAACCAUAUGAUCGCUCCUUCUCCUCUUACCCGCCUCGGCUUCAGGUUUAGCCUUCAGGGUGGGGAAUGGGACGAGUCGGCCUUCCUGGAAGCAGUGAGAAGAAUUGUCUCCGACUUACCAUCACUAUCAUCAUACCAAAAUAAAUCGUAA
This is a messenger RNA of Cucumis sativus (cucumber), 1593 nucleotides long. RefSeq names its product putative transcription factor bHLH041. The record is from RefSeq and is a predicted model, not a curated record. Gene Ontology annotation, molecular function: protein dimerization activity. Bases 538 to 1593 code for a protein of 351 amino acids. The transcript is spliced from 4 exons. Lineage: Eukaryota; Viridiplantae; Streptophyta; Magnoliopsida; Cucurbitales; Cucurbitaceae.